Messenger RNA from Scheffersomyces coipomensis, 1365 nucleotides. RefSeq lists its product as uncharacterized. The record is from RefSeq and is a predicted model, not a curated record. The coding region runs from base 1 to 1365 and encodes 454 amino acids. The transcript has a single exon. Lineage: Eukaryota; Fungi; Ascomycota; Pichiomycetes; Serinales; Debaryomycetaceae.
AUGAUUGUUGAUUCUACAAAACAAACCUAUGGUACGGAACAAUAUAGAAUCCAAGAUCCAUCUAAUGUCCAUACUCCAUUACCUAACCAAUUUGAAGGAAUCUCAAAACUUGUUCUUCAAGUAGAUACUACUUUAAAUGAUGUUGAAGAAUUGCUCUUACCUGAACUAUCUGUACAUGGUCUACUCUUGAAACACAACAUUAGUGAUUACACAAUUCCUAUUCCUUAUGAACAAUCACUGCAGUGCUUCAUUGACAACGCUCAUAAAUUUGACUCUAAUAAUCCUUUAGUUAUAACUUUACAGUUCAAAUUAGGCAUAAAUGAUAACGGAACAAGUAUGUUUGAUCUCUUAGAAAAAAUGAAUAAAUGUGCUAGAUUAGGCAGCUUCAAAUUUAAGGUUUACAUUUAUAAAUCAGUUGGAGAUGAACCAUGUCAUAACUAUAAAAUUCCUCCGCCAAGUUUGUUCAAACAAUUAAAUGGAAUAAUUGGUUUCAGAUUCGAAACUGACAAUAUAAGAUAUCUCAUAGAUUAUCAUGAUAUAUGGAAAGAGAUGUUAAAAAUAUCUUUAGGUUGGCUUGAAGGAGAACCACUUGAAGAGCUUUAUAUUGGCCAACGUAUUAUAAUAAUUGAUGAUAUAACUCAUCUUUAUUUUCCCAAUCUUGAAACUAUAGGCUUUGAAUGCAAGGAUUACAUUACAAGUUAUAAUUUUUCUUUUUUCAUUAGAAAACAUAGGUCCAUUAUCAAAAACUUAGUUUUGAGAGAUUUUGUGAGUCCUAUCGAUGUUUUGCUUGGAGAUACAUUAUUAGAAAAUCUUACGCUAAUCGGGUAUUUUUUUAUAGAUGAGGAUAAUAUUACUCACUUUACUACUUAUGUGAAAACUUUAACUAUAUUAGGGUUGGAUAAUAUGCCCGAACUAGAAGUUUCAAAUCUUGAUUUUAAAGAAUUGAUUAUACCUUGCAAUAAAGAAAAUGAUGAUAAUGAAUAUAAAGAAAGCAUUAUUGCGGCAGCUUCUUCUGAGCAUUUCAUUAUUACACAAAUUCCAAGUUUACCUUGCCAUGAACGUCAUUCAGCCCAUAUUAUGUCCAAUUAUAUAAAUCUUCUUUACAUUUACUACGAAAAAUAUGGAGAACCAAUCCCUCCAAAUUUGAUAACAAAACCAAAAGAAAUAGCUGAUUUGUUAAAUGAAACCAGUCUAGAAUAUUUUGAUAUAUUUGAAGAAGAAGAUGAUGAUGAUGAUGAUGAUGAUGAUGGUUAUGAUUAUGGUUAUGAUACUGAUAAAACAAUAAUGGCCUACUACUCAGAUAUAAUUGAUGAUUCUGAUGAAGAUGGUUAUUAUUCAGAUGAAACUUUGGUAGAAGACGAAUGA